Messenger RNA from Panicum virgatum (switchgrass), 1134 nucleotides. RefSeq names its product putative disease resistance protein RGA3. The record is from RefSeq and is a predicted model, not a curated record. Gene Ontology annotation, biological process: defense response to fungus. Gene Ontology annotation, molecular function: ADP binding. Lineage: Eukaryota; Viridiplantae; Streptophyta; Magnoliopsida; Poales; Poaceae. The transcript is spliced from 2 exons. Bases 1 to 1134 code for a protein of 377 amino acids.
AUGGCGGCGGAGGCAGGACGGGGGCUCGCGCCGGCGGCCGCGGUCCGCGCGCGACUGAGUCUCGCGUCGACGGCGAAGAGCGGCGCAGAAGGCCAGCGGCGGGAGGGCAGGACGGGAGGUCGACAGCAGCGCGGGAGGGCCGCGACAACAGCAGCGCGGGUGGGUAGCAGAGGGGAGAAGAAUGAAAACGAAGCGAUGCCAGGAGUGCUCUCAUGUCUACCAAUUGCACGCAAGAAGAUUGCCAUGGCUAAUAGGAUGAAGAGUAUGAGAGAAGAAUUGAGGAAAAUAAAUAACAAAUUUCAUAGUUUUAAUUUCACACAGGGUGGCAGGACCCUUUCUGUUGAGCAGCGUUAUGAUAUUCGUGAAACAUCAUCACUUUUGCCUGAAGAACCAAUAAUAGGGAGGAAUGGAGAAAAACAGGAAAUCAUGAAACUGUUAUCGGCAAGUACCAACAACGAUGAGACAGUGAUUCUUCCUAUCUAUGGCCUUGGAGGUAUGGGCAAGAGUACUUUGGCACAAUUAGUUUACAAUGAUGCCCAAUUCAAGAAGUAUGAUCAUCGUAUAUGGGUUUAUGUGUCCCAGGAUUUCAGUUUAACGAAAAUAGGAAGCUCUAUAAUUUCUCAACUUCCAAUUGAAGGUGGUCAGCAGAGUUGGGAUACACUGCACGUGAUAAAUCAGUGCCUUGAGAAGAACCUACACUAUGGCAAGAAGGUCCUUAUUAUUUUAGAUGACUUGUGGGAGGAAAAGGACGCCGAGUUGGGGAAACUGAGAAGUAUGCUUCAUGUGGGAAAGAAGGGCAGUAUGAUAGAUGUCAUAGUAACCACACGCAAGGAAGACAUUGCAAGAAAAGUUUCCACCAGUGAACCAUACAAGCUGCAGCCUUUGAAGGAUGAUACUUUCUGGGAAAUAAUUAAGAGAUAUAGUAAGUUUGAACAGAAAAAUAACCAAGAAAGACUGGAGCAGAUAGGAUUGGAUAUUGCAGCGAAAUGUGGAGGCGUGGCAUUAGCAGCUCAAGCACUUGGAUACAUGUUGCAAACCAAAGGCCUGUCUGGAUGGGCAGAAAUAAACAACAGUGAUAUCUGGAAUGAAUCUUCUGAAGACAAUGGUGGUGUGCUUCCGUCCUUGAAGUUAUGA